UCAGCCCGUCGGUGCGCAGGGUCAGGGGUCAGCCCGCAAAGAUGGCGGCGACGGUGACCUUCUGCCGGCUGCUGGGCCGGAGCGGUCCGGCGGCACUGAGCCUGCCCCGUGGCGCCAGGUGUCUAGGGGUGCGGACUUCACCGACCGGGGAGAAGAUUACGCACACCGGCCAGGCUUAUGAUGAUAAAGACUACAGGAAAAUCCGAUUUGUAGGUCGCCAGAAAGAGGUGAAUGAAAACUUUGCCAUCGAUUUGAUAGCUGAGCAGCCCGUGAGUGGAGCUGACAGUCGGGUGGUCGCGUGUGACGGCGGCGGGGGGGCUCUUGGCCACCCGAAAGUGUACAUAAACCUGGACAAGGAAACCAAAACUGGGACGUGCGGCUACUGUGGACUGCAGUUCAGACAGCAGCAUCACCAUUAGCGUGGCCAAGCUGUGCACGCGCGGGCGUCUCCGCCUUAACACGCAGCAGCCAAGAGCCCGGUGCCGUCACGGGGCGCCGCCGGCUGAAUAAAGGGCGUUGUGACCCAGGA
Messenger RNA from Panthera uncia (snow leopard), 529 nucleotides. RefSeq names its product NADH:ubiquinone oxidoreductase subunit S6 (gene NDUFS6). The coding region runs from base 42 to 419 and encodes 125 amino acids. The record is from RefSeq and is a predicted model, not a curated record. Lineage: Eukaryota; Metazoa; Chordata; Mammalia; Carnivora; Felidae. The transcript has 4 exons. Gene Ontology annotation, biological process: mitochondrial electron transport, NADH to ubiquinone.